AUGGAGGGAAAUGAAUCAGAAACUGCUGCUGCUGCUGAAGAGAGUGAGGAAAUAGAAUGUGAUUCUGUCAAAUUAUCUAUGACUCCUCCACUGAGGGCUAAGGCUGCACGGGAAGAAAGAGUUUCCUGUCCACGGUCAGCAGUUUUGCCAGGCUUGGCUACAGUCUUUGGGAUAGUGGGCAUCUCCCUAGUGAUUACUUUGGUUUGGAAGAUGAGUGAUUCCCACCCACACUGCCCUGAACUGUGGGUGACCUACAGAGGGAGCUGCUACUCCUUCUCCAAGGAGAAGAAGGACUGGAAUUCCAGCCGGGAAUCCUGCAGGGCACAGGGAGCUCAUCUCCUGGUGAUCAGUGAUACCUUGGAAAAGGACCUGUUCAAGAGGAUUCAAGUGGAAAAUUUCUGGAUUGGACUGAGGAACAGCGCAAGCUCUGGAUGGAUUUGGGAAGAUGGCUCUAUAGUCAAUGACACCACGAUCUGGUCUAAUAGCCCUGUGCAACACUGUGCUGUCCUGAUGAAAGGUCAAUUUUGGGCCUCCAGUUGUGAAGUUCCUGCUCCGUGGAUCUGUGAGAAAUCUCUUCAAUAA
Molecule: messenger RNA, 582 nt
Organism: Acanthisitta chloris (rifleman)
Lineage: Eukaryota; Metazoa; Chordata; Aves; Passeriformes; Acanthisittidae
Product: killer cell lectin-like receptor subfamily G member 1
Exons: 5
Coding region: 1-582 (193 amino acids)
Source: RefSeq, a predicted model, not a curated record